AUGGCCGGAACUUACGACGACGAGGAUUACAUCCCGGGAACUGUGAACAUUUUCGCGUCCAAGUACGAGGACGACGCCGGACCCGGCGGUCAGCCACUCAAAAAGAACAAAAAUGGAGUCAUUCUUCUUCCACAACCUUCAGACUCACCCAAUGACCCACUCAACUGGUCUCUCACCCGGAAAAUGUGGCACUUUGCCCUCGUCUCGUUCAUCACCGGGUUGACCGCAGCCACGUCCAACGACGCCGCAGCCGCCCAGGAGUACUUGAAUGAUCUCUAUGGGAUCACAUAUGAUGCCAUGAACACUGGGGCCGGGAUUUUGUUCAUUUUCAUUGGUUGGUCUUGUAUAUUUUUCGCCCCAGCUUCAUCCUUGUAUGGCCGUAGAAUCACCUAUUUGAUCUGUCUUCUUUGUGGAUGUUUGGGUUCGGUAUGGUUUGCCAAAUCAAACCGAACUUCAGACACUCUUUGGUCUCAAAUGUUUGUUGGGAUGUCUGAAUCUUGUGCCGAGGCUCAAGUGCAACAAUCCUUGAGUGAUAUUUUCUUCCAACAUCAAUUGGGUGGGGCCUUGACCAUUUAUAUCUUGGCCACAUCUGUUGGUUCCUUCUUGGGUCCCUUGGUGGCCAAUUUCAUUGCUCAGGGCAUGGGGUUCCGUUGGAUUGGUUGGUGGGGUGCCAUCAUCUGUGGAGCAACCAUGAUUGUAGUUUUCUUUACCUGUGAAGAAACUGUUUUUGACCGGACAAAGUAUAUCCCGGUGAUUGACUCCUCAUUCCAUCAAACAUCCUCCAAUGAAAAUUCUCAAGAUCUUGAAGAUUCCUCGGAAAAGAAUGAGAAACUCCACCAACACACUUCUCCACGGUUACUCACAGUGGAGACAACCCAUAGAGCCCAUCCCGAAGAAGAAGAAGAUACCACCAUCGAUGCCACCACUGGUGGUGCAAAUGCCAACAAUUUGGAAACUGGCGUGGUUUCUGCCCAAGAUGAGAAAAUGCAUCCUUAUUGGAAAAGAAUUGCCAUCAUCACCCCAUCCAGUUAUUUGGAAGGAUUUGGAUUCAAACAAUACAUCUUCCGGUUUGUAGUAUACUUUAAGGUUUUCACCAUUCCUGCCGUGUGGUUCUCGGGACUCUUGUGGGGGCUUCAAGACGCAUACAUGACCUUUUUCUUGACCACCCAAGAUGAUUAUUUCUCCUCUGACCCUUGGAAUUACUCUGCCAAUGGUGUUGCCAUCAUGAACGUGGCUACCUUGAUUGGUGCCGUGGUUGGAUGUUUGAUGUCGGGUGUCUUUUCCGACGUCCAUGUCUUGUGGCUUGCCAAACGUAACAACAGUGUAUUUGAGCCUGAAAUGAGAUUAUGGCUUCUUUUCAUCACCUUGAUCAUCUCUCCUAUGGGAUUGAUCAUGUUUGGGGUUGGCGCUGCUCGUCAAUGGCCCUGGCAAGUCAUCUACGUUGGUUUAGGGUUCAUUGGGUUUGGUUGGGGGUCCAUUGGUGACACCGCCAUGUCCUACUUGAUGGACUCAUACCCGGAAAUCGUCAUCCAGGGGAUGGUUGGUGUUUCCAUUAUCAACAAUACCCUUGCAUGUAUCUUCACCUUUGUGUGCAGCAAAUGGUUGGAAGCCUCUGGUACACAAAACACCUACAUUGCAUUGGCUGUGAUUGACUUUGUGUCGAUUGCCACCAUUGUGCCCAUGUUCAUAUGGGGGAAGACAUUUAGAAAGAAGACAAAGAGACUAUACAUCAAGUUGGUUGAGUUGUCUCAAGGUAUGUAA
Messenger RNA from [Candida] anglica, 1761 nucleotides. The record is from the annotation of a GenBank genome assembly. NCBI's taxonomy places the organism in Eukaryota, Fungi, Ascomycota, Pichiomycetes, Serinales, Debaryomycetaceae.